AUGAGCAAAUCGAAGUUUGUGAAGUUUGAAAAUUCAGUUAAGCGAGCAUUAGGGGAUUGUAAGAAAUCAGCUGGUCUUGGAGCGAAGUUUCUACGGGAAAUUAGUAAGUCACAUUCAAGUUCUAGAGACUAUUGGCAAGGUCAAGGAAAUUGGAGGGUUUGUGCGUGCAAUACUUAAUAAACUACCAGGCAUGAGAGCAGAUUUAGUUUGGUUGGAUGAUAAUUGAUAAUAGUAGGGAUUUCCAGCAUUACUUGAAUCUCUCAGGAAGUGGUGUGAUACCCCCUUAAUUGUCAGUCACCUAGGAAGAAUCUUGCUCUUUACACCAAGGAUGGGAGUGCAAGAGGGGGCCAGAGCUACAUGUAUUGCAAUGGCAAAGAUCACACUGACUUGAAACUACAGAAAAAGAUCUUGAGUGACUAAAAGGUGUCUUUUAAUUGUACUGGUCAAAGACAUCGAGCACACGAAUGACUUAGCAAGCAUACCUGCCAACAUUGUGCAGGUAAACACCAUACCUCUAUUUGUGAUAGGCAACCUGGUAACAAUCAUAUGUUGCUGGUGACCAGUAAAGGGACUGUGGUUUAUCCAGCUGUGGUGGUAGUUGUUGAUGGUAUCAAAAUAAUGAAGAGCAUUACUAGAUACUGGGGCCGCAUCAGCAGCCUUGGUUGAUAAGCUAAACAAGCAACCUACACAUGUUGAAUGCGGGCGGAUUAAGAGGAUGGUCGUCUCAACAAUGCAAAGGUUGCAAAGCUACAAGGUUAAAAUCUCAAGCAUUGAUGGGAAAUUUGAAGAUGACGACACAGAUCAAUAAAGUGGACAAGGGUGUAUUGCUCACCAUUCCAAACCCAAAGUAUGAACAGUUGAUCAAUAGGUAUCAUCACCUGCAACAAUUAGUAACAGAUGAUAACGACAAGAACAGCGAGUUACUCAUUCAUGUGAUACUUGGAUCAAGUGAGUACUCAGGAAUAAAAACUGCCACGAAACCUCAAGUAGGGCAGCCAUCUGAACCAUCACAGAACUUACACAUUUGGGAUGGACAAUGAUGUCCCCAGGGAAGGAAGUCCCUUGCUCCAAUGUCUUUUUUUGUCUCCAAUUUUUUUUUCAAUCAGGUUGGGGUUCAGACUCUGCUACUGGUAACAUUGUAACCCAGUACUACCUGCCUCAUGGAUGGUCAGCAUGUGCACUGGCUCCCCCACCAGCUCUAUGCUGGUGA
Molecule: messenger RNA, 1210 nt
Organism: Porites evermanni
Lineage: Eukaryota; Metazoa; Cnidaria; Anthozoa; Scleractinia; Poritidae
Source: the annotation of a GenBank genome assembly